Brachypodium distachyon (stiff brome) is the source of this 585-nucleotide messenger RNA. Its product is annotated as metallothionein-like protein type 2. Gene Ontology annotation, molecular function: metal ion binding. The coding region runs from base 98 to 337 and encodes 79 amino acids. The record is from RefSeq and is a predicted model, not a curated record. NCBI's taxonomy places the organism in Eukaryota, Viridiplantae, Streptophyta, Magnoliopsida, Poales, Poaceae. The transcript has 2 exons.
AUACCACCCCUGGGAGGGAGGGCAGAGCAGAUCAGAUCAAAGCCUCUUCUUCAUCGGAUCCCUUUUGUGCGUUCUUCUUCUUCUACAUCGUUCAAUCAUGUCGUGCUGCGGCGGCAACUGCGGGUGCGGGUCCGGCUGCAAGUGCGGCAACGGCUGCGGAGGGUGCAAGAUGUACCCAGAGAUGAUGGCCGAGGAGGCGACUUCUUCCCAGACACUCGUCAUGGGCGUUGCGCCGCCGGCGACCAAGUCAGGCUUCGAGGCCGCCGCCGCCGGAGCCGAGAACGGAGGCUGCAAGUGCGGGGACAACUGCACCUGCAACCCGUGCACCUGCAAGUGAAACUCAACUUGAGCAAAUCGAUGGAUCCAUCCAUGCAUGCAGAUCAGGUCACAUGGAUGCAAGACUAGUAGUACCAACUAGUGUGUCGUUUCAGUCAGUUAUCAUAAGACAAGAAUAAGACUUUCAGUCGAUCUCGUGGAUCCAUCUGUCUUAUCUGUAAUCAUCUGGAUCAAAGUAUCCAGCUAUCUAUCUGUGUCAGAUCUUUAUCUGGAGUUUAUAUAUAUGUAAUGUAAUUCCAAUUUCUGUCU